Molecule: messenger RNA, 1434 nt
Organism: Penaeus indicus
Lineage: Eukaryota; Metazoa; Arthropoda; Malacostraca; Decapoda; Penaeidae
Product: craniofacial development protein 2-like
Exons: 2
Coding region: 1-1434 (477 amino acids)
Biological process (GO): chromatin remodeling
Cellular component (GO): nucleus
Source: RefSeq, a predicted model, not a curated record
AUGCGGAGAAUCAGGAAUGCAGACAGAGCUAGGGCGUACCCCGCAGGCGACGCGUCGGAUGACCGCCGUGAUCCGGCGACAAAUGGGCAACGGCUACCGUAUCAAGAGCGGAUACGGCUAAAGAAGCAAGCUCAGAGGAAGAGGAAGAAGAAGAGAGAGGCACGGAGAACCACCAGGAAACUACGAAUCGGCACACUCAAUGUGGGAACGAUGACUGGUAGAGGAAAGGAGACUGUUGACAUGAUGGAAAGACGGAGUAUCAACAUCCUAUGCGUACAGGAGACCAAGUGGAAAGGAGCGAAGGCCAGAGAAAUGGGUAAUGGGUACAAGAUGUACUACGUAGGACACGACACUAGAAGGAACGGCGUCGGGAUAGUGCUAGACCCUGAGAUGAAGGAAGGUGUGCUGCAGGUUCACAGGGAAUCUGACCGUGUGAUGUGGAUGAAGGUGGAAGUGGAGAACGAACCGGUGAACAUCGUAUGUGCAUACGCACCACAAGUGGGCUGUGACGACGUGGAAAAGGAAGACUUCUGGAGAACAGUGAGCGAGGUCAUGGUAAAGAUCCCAAGAACUGAGAGAGUCUGGAUUGGGGCAGAUCUGAAUGGACAUGUGGGUGGUGGAGCGCAAGGAUAUGGAGACAACAUCGGUAAAUUUGGGUUUGGAACGAGGAACGAAGAAGGGCAGACCAUCCUAGACUUUGUGGCGGCAAACAACCUGGCGGUCACAAACACCUAUUUCAAGAAGAAGGACUCGAGGAAGAUCACCUACACAAGUGGUGGUGUGAACUCCCAGGUGGACUAUGUCAUAUGCAGGAGAAGUGAGCUGAAAAGAGUACAGGACUGCAAGGUGCUGCCAGGUGAAGCGGUUGCGAAGCAACACAAAGUGGUCAUCUGUACAGCGACCAUGAAGACAGAGACAAGGAAGAAACCGGACAGAACCAGGAAGACAAGAUGGUGGAAACUGAAUGAGCAGGAGCACAGGGAAAAGUUUGUGGAGAAGGUCAGGGAAGGUAUGGAAGCACAGGCAGAGAAGACGUGGGCGGAGUCCAGCAGAGUGCUGACUGAGACGGCAAAGGAGGUCCUUGGCGUGACAUCUGGAAAACCAGGAAAGAAGGAAGAGACAUGGUGGUGGGGAGAGGAAGUCCAAGACGCAGUGAAAGAAAAGAAGGAGGCGAAGAAACAGAGAGAUCUGAAUAGAUGUGAAGAGACAAUCGAAAGGUACAAGGCGGCGAACAAAGCUGCGAAGAGAGCUGUUGCAAAAGCCAAAUCGGAAGCGUACAAAGAUCUAUACGACAGUCUGAAGGACGACGAGGAAGGCCAAAGGAAAGCGAUCCGGAUUGCAAAACAGAAGAACCGAGAAUCCCAAGAUGUCUAUCAGAGCAAGCAGAUGAAAAACACAGACGGAGCGAACCGUGGAAGCAAGAGCAGAGACUGA